UGCCACUGCAGCCUGAAAACAACCCAACAUAACACACACUGACACGGCGGCUGGUAUGCACAGCGAGGGGCUGAUUCAGUUAAAUGUCAGAUCAGAAAGAAAAAAUCCAAAAUGGACAGAGAAUCGAAUCUGAACCGAGCUGAGACGUUCUCCUUCAUCAACCCCUGGAUCAGAUACUUCCUCUUCUUCUUCAGCUUCUUGUUUUGGGUUUUCUCGUUGCUGAUUGUUGGAAUUGGGGUUUAUGCCAAACUCCAGAAAGCUACAGACACGGUGCGGGACACGUUCCUCAUCGACCCAGCUGUCAUUCUGAUUGUGGUGGGGGUGGUGAUGUUCUUCAUCACUUUCUGCGGCUGCAUCGGCGCCCUCAGAGAGAACAUUCGCCUCCUCAAGAUGUUUUCCUUCACGCUGACGCUGGUCUUCCUCAUCCAGCUGGUCAUAGCAGUUCUGGGCUUCUUCCACUCUGAUCAGACCCGAGAGGCUCUGGGGAAGUUUGUGAAGAAAGCGAUCGUUCACUACAGGGAUGACCUGGAUCUGCAGAAUCUGAUGGAUUACAUCCAGAAAGAGUUUAAGUGCUGUGGAUGGAACAACUACACCGACUGGUCCUGGAACCUCUACUUCAACUGCUCUCAGGGAAACCCCAGCUCAGAGCGCUGCGCCGUGCCGUACUCCUGCUGCACUCCGGUUCCUGGAGAGACGGUGAUCAACACCAUGUGUGGUUUCGGCGUUCAGACGCAGAAGUCCCAGGAAGUAGACAGGUCCAUCUACUCUGGGGGCUGUGCAGACAGAGCGGUGAAGUGGAUGGAGGCUCACCUGCUGCUGGUGGGAGCGCUCACCCUGGGCCUGGCCUUACCUCAGAUUGCCGGCAUUGUGCUGUCCCAGAUCCUGAUCUCUCAGAUCCAAAAUGAGAUUGCUUCGCCGUUUUGAGGGCAGCAGGAAGAAGUUCUGGUGCUCAACUCAUCCAAUCGGCGUCAGCACAUCUAGAUUCCA
Messenger RNA from Gambusia affinis (western mosquitofish), 987 nucleotides. It is a transcript of the gene tspan33b, whose product is annotated as tetraspanin 33b. The record is from RefSeq and is a predicted model, not a curated record. Gene Ontology annotation, cellular component: membrane. NCBI's taxonomy places the organism in Eukaryota, Metazoa, Chordata, Actinopteri, Cyprinodontiformes, Poeciliidae. The transcript has 8 exons. Bases 112 to 924 code for a protein of 270 amino acids.